UGUCAUAUUCAUUCCAGUUAGUUCAAUGCAGUUACAAAGAAACCAAAAAACAGAAAGAACGCAGAAUAUUAUUUGUCAUAAGAUCAGUUUGAAAGAUAUUUAAAUUCAUUCAUCGUGUCUACUUACGAGAGUAUGGAUUUGCAACAUAUGGAGAAUGGUAUUGGAGCCAACAGUGGCGGACUCAGUGAAAUUGAUUUUCAACGUUUGGCGCAGACUAUUGCCACUAGCAUACAAAAAAUAUUGCAAAAUGUUUCAACUAUGCAACGUAUGGUCAAUCAAUUCAACACGCCUCAAGACUCACCGGACUUAAAAAAGCAAUUACAUCAGAUUAUGACGUAUACCCAUCAGUUGGUUUCGGACACUAACAAUCAAAUUAAGGAGGUGGACAAGUGUAAGGAACGUCAUUUGAAAAUACAAAGGGAUCGCUUGGUUGAUGAAUUUACUUCAGCAUUAACUGCUUUUCAGGCUCUGCAACGUAAAACUGUUGAUAUUGAAAAGAAUGCUAUACGACAAGCCCGUGCAAACAGUUACAAUAUAGCGAAACCACCUGGAAGCAACAAUAGAAGUAAUGGUUCAGGCAACAGCAACAAUGGAUCAUUUUUCGAAGACAAUUUUUUAAGUCGCAAGUCCAAUCAACAACAACAAACCCAAAUGCAGGAAGAAGUUGAUUUGCAAGCAUUGGAAGAGCAAGAACGUGCCAUCCGUGAAUUAGAAGAAAAUAUAGUUGGCGUGAAUGAAAUCUACAAGAAACUUGGUGCAAUGGUGUACGAACAGGGCUUAACAGUGGACUCCAUUGAAUCUUCGGUAGAACAAACCAGCGUAUUCGUAUCUCAAGGUGCAGACAACUUGCGUAAAGCGAGUUCAUAUAAGAAUAAGAUACGUAAGAAGAAAAUUAUUUUGUUUGGCGUCUUAAGUGCUGUAUUAUUAGUUGUAAUACUCAUUCUUGUGUUUGAGUUCAGAAAUUAAAUUUGUAAUAUUUAUUUUUCAACAUUCUUAACAUUUAACAUUUAAGAUGAAAAAAUUUCUAAAUGUUACGAAAGAGUUUUGAAAGCACUUCUCUGUUCAGGUGAUAUUUAAAGCAAGUACUAUACAUUUACUAAUAAAUUGAAAGACGAUAAGAAUAUUAAUUUAAAAUUGAUAAAAAUUUAAAACGUCCCAGCUGUGCGUAAUUCGAUUAAAAAAAAACUUUUUUAAAAAUUAAAUAUUAUUUUAUAUAUAAUUUAGCUUCAAUUUGCUAAGACCAAAAAUUUAUACUAUGCAUAUAUAUUAUAUAUUGUGGCGGUAGUUAUAAUUAUCAAAAUAUAUAAUUUAAAUUUUUUUCUUAUAUUUAUCUCAAUAUUCCAGUAUAUAUUAACCAUUUAGUGAAAUUUAUUAUUUAUAUAUAAUUUAAAUUGUUUAUAAUACAAAUUAUUAUUAAUUAUAUACAAAAUUAACAAUAUUGUGAUUUGUUUGUUUUUUCUGCAUAAUUAGCUUUUGUAUCUAUUUUAAUCUGUUUAAUUUGCUUAAUGUAAAAUCUUGGUGUCAUUUUCGGAAUUAGAAAUUUAACUUAAAGUUGAAAAAUUGUAGUGUAUUGGCUAGAAAUGCAGAAUUAUCAAUAUUUAAAAAAGUGAAUAAAAUAAAACUACUUUUAAAACUACGAAA
Molecule: messenger RNA, 1641 nt
Organism: Teleopsis dalmanni
Lineage: Eukaryota; Metazoa; Arthropoda; Insecta; Diptera; Diopsidae
Gene: Syx7
Product: syntaxin-7
Exons: 7
Coding region: 133-966 (277 amino acids)
Biological process (GO): vesicle fusion; vesicle-mediated transport; intracellular protein transport
Cellular component (GO): synaptic vesicle; SNARE complex; endomembrane system
Molecular function (GO): SNARE binding; SNAP receptor activity
Source: RefSeq, a predicted model, not a curated record